This is a messenger RNA of Aegilops tauschii subsp. strangulata, 1464 nucleotides long. RefSeq lists its product as uncharacterized. The record is from RefSeq and is a predicted model, not a curated record. Gene Ontology annotation, molecular function: DNA binding; DNA-binding transcription factor activity. NCBI's taxonomy places the organism in Eukaryota, Viridiplantae, Streptophyta, Magnoliopsida, Poales, Poaceae.
AACUGCACUGGUUAUUUAUGGAGAACCUCCUCGCUUUGUCGAGCGCUGGAGUUCAUAUGCAAGUUUUGGUCCCCUGUGUGCAGGUGCAAGGGUCUGCAUAGACUAGAGUGAGAGCAGCGUGCCGGUAUAGCAUACCUAGCUAGCUCUGAAGAGUGAAGAAGCCCGACUUGUUUCCAAGGUGAUCUUGGGACAUGACAAUGGCGGCCGGAAGGGAUCAGAGGGUCGAAGGGGUGAGGCAGUACAACAGGUCCAAGGUGCCCCGCCUGAGAUGGACGCCCGAUCUCCACCGCUGCUUCGUCCACGCCAUACACACUCUUGGAGGCCAGUACAGGGCUACACCUAAGAGGGUUUUGCAGCUGAUGGGGGUGGCAGGGCUCACCAUAUCUCAUGUCAAGAGCCAUCUACAGAUGUACAGGAACAUGAGGGGUAAUGAUCUUGACAUGAUGCAAGGCAUUCAGCAAAUGGAUCAGGAGCACACAUUCGCAGGAGGAGGCAUGGAAGUUUGGACAGAUAUGCAGCAGGUUCAUCAUCAUAGUGAGUACUGCGACGGACCCUGUUGCCGGUGCCACUCUCCAAAGCAUACAAAGGGGUCACUGCUCCACCACCCCCAACUGAAAAGGCCAUCCGAGAUGGAGACCGCACACGAGGCCGGAGCAAGCCCCCAGGAAAACUUGGUCAGGGGCCAAGGAAUAUGCGAGAGGGACGUGACCUCGGGCACGUACGGCCUCGCCGCUGCAGGCCAAGCAUACUACUACCACUCCCACUGCAUGCAGACGACGACGACGACGCACGAGCAGGGCCACCACCUGCCGCCGCGCUCCCGGACAUGGCAGCGCACACCUGCAGCAGGCGGUGGUGGCGAACAAUCCGCUCGCCCCGGCUGCACGCCCGCGCCGCGGGAGCGGGAGCGGGACCUCGCCGCGCCAAGGCGUGGUCGUGGUGGUGACCUCGCACCCUACUGCGAGGAGCGGAGCGGCGAGCUAGUCCACGGCCACCACGGUGUCGCGCCGGCGAGCCACGGGAGGCCGAGGGGGGCGGCGGCGGAGCGGGCCGACGGCGAGCCGUCUCUGUCGUUGACGCUGGAGCUGGACUCCGGGCGCCUCGGCGGGAGCGGCGUGGGGCAGUGCCGCACCGACGUCAGCGAGCAGGGCAGCUUCCUGACGUCGUCGUCGGCGAGUCUUGGCGGCUCCUGCUCGGGGCUGCGCCGCGGCGGAGUUAGCCUGGACCUAUCCCUUUCGCUGUACAACUGACUCCGGCUUUUUUUUUCAUGAUAAUACUGUUGAGAAACCGGGUCAGCCCGGAGGGGUGGCGGCGGCCGCGUUCAAAACGCACGAGCCGGCCCCUCCCGUUUCUCCUCUUUUGUUAAGUGGGUACUUAUCCCUUGUCCACCUACCCCCUAUAUAAAGCAACGAGGAGCCAUCAUUGUACGACCUGAUCAUUGAUUAAUAAAGCUGGUCUCCUCCA